This is a messenger RNA of Tetranychus urticae (two-spotted spider mite), 906 nucleotides long. NCBI's taxonomy places the organism in Eukaryota, Metazoa, Arthropoda, Arachnida, Trombidiformes, Tetranychidae. The record is from RefSeq and is a predicted model, not a curated record.
CAUAUUGGCCUCUUCAUCAACUAGUCUCACUCUUUCCAGUGUCAUUUUAGUUGAAACCGACUUAUAUUUGCAUUCCGAUUUUAUUCAGUUAAUUCAAAAUUUUUGUUUUUUUCUCUUCAUUUCUUUCCUUUUUUUUAUUUUAAUUACUAUUCCAAUCAAAUUUAUGUGUGAUUAACCAGCCAUCCAAUCAAAAAUGCCUAAACCAAUAAGUGUACGCGUUACCACUAUGGACGCUGAAUUGGAAUUCACCAUUCAGCCCAAUACAACUGGUAAACAACUUUAUGACCAAGUUGUCAAAACAAUCGGUUUACGUGAAGUUUGGUUCUUUGCCUUACAAUAUGUUGAUAGUAAAGGUUACACAACAUGGUUGAAGUUGAACAAAAAAGUAUUGAGUCAAGAUGUAAAGAAAGAAAGUCCUUUGCAGUUUAAAUUCCGUGCCAAAUUUUUUCCCGAGGAAGUAUCAGAGGAGAUCAUUCAAGAUAUCACCCUGGUUGGUUGAUGCUAAAUUUUAUUCUCUUUCCAACUCGCACCAAUACAUAACUUUAACCAUUGUCACUGUCAUCAUUGCCACCAUCGAUUAUUCAUCAAUAACUUUCACCACUUUAAAUCUUCAUCAUCAACUUAACGCCACAAUACUUUUCUGAGAGUAGCAGCAAUCACAACAAACUUAAAAGAUUAAUUUAACGAUAAUGAAGAUCAUCAAACAUACAACACAGCGCAGCUCAAUUCAAUCACAUGAUGAUGAAUGACUAAGCUAUCGGUUUUUUUGAGGUUUGACUGUGAUAAUCAAGGAGGAAGAGAAAAUUUGAUGAAAAAGAGUGAAAGAGCAAGAUGAAGAGAAAUUGAACAAGUGAAAUUCAGGAGAAUAGCUAUUAGGCAAUAAUUCUCAUACAACUCAAACCAGAA